AGUUGGGGCUCUUUAUUGGGGAACUUGCAAGCAGCCAUUGGAGCCUACUACGAUUUCGAGAGUCCAAACAUCAAUGUGCCCUCCAUGUCCUUUGUUGAAGACGUCACCAUAGGAGAAGGAGAGUCUAUCCCUCCUGAUACCCAGUUUACAAAAACAUGGAGAAUACAAAACACAGGGACAGAGGCGUGGCCACCAGGGGUUUGUCUAAAGUACGUCGGGGGAGACCAGUUUGGCCACGUAAACAUGGUGAUGGUCAGGUCGCUAGAGCCCCAGGAGAUUGCAGAUGUCAGCGUUCAGAUGUGCAGCCCCAGUGCAGCCGGAAUGUAUCAGGGACAGUGGCGCAUGUGCACUGCCACAGGACUGUAUUAUGGAGAUGUCAUCUGGGUGAUCCUCAGUGUGGAAGUUGGAGGACUUCUAGGAGUAACGCAGCAGCUGUCAUCCUUCGAAACAGAGUUCAACACACAACCACAUCGCAAGGUAGAAGGAAACUUUAACCCGUUCGCCUCACCACAGAAGAACAGGCAACCAGAUGACAACAACCUAAAAGACCCUGGGGGUUCCGAGUUAGGCACAAUCAGCAAAAACACGUGGGGGCCUGCUCCUGACCAAAUCGAACAAGAUCAGAACGGACUGUCACAAAACUCUGUAAAUCUCUCCCCCAGCAGUCACUCGAACAACUUGUCAGUAGUGACGUACAGUAAGGGUUUCCACGGUCCUUAUCCCUUCGGACAGUCUUAAAAAUCAAAAAACGGGUAUCGACAAGAGGAGAAUUUAACAACUGACUUACGGGGGCGGGAGGGUGGUUCUAAUGGCUUACUGAAGACACAGCAUGGACCCCCCCCUUCUCUGCCUCCAUGUCCUGGAUAACGAAGAAAACAAUAACUUAAGACUAGUUGUUUCCAGAGGAAAAAACAAAACUAAGUAUGCAUGUGUGAAUGCUGAAUUUUCAGGAGUGCUGUUCAAUGCUACAAGAAAGAAAAUACACCAACACCAUUUUUUUUUUUUUUUUUUAGGAGUCAUUCUCACGAUUAAUUAGGUAGCUUAAAAGAAGUUUAAACAUUUAAAAUGAAAAAGCCAUCUUUUUAAGAGAAAUUAUUUUGCCUACAGAACGGUUGUAGUUUGAGCAAAUGUUUAAUUUCUUUGUUUGUUUCCUGUUCAUAUUUUUUUUAAAAUAAGGGACAGCGUGCAUUUUUAUCAAUUUUGUGCUUGCCUGCUACAGAACGGGAACUUGCUUAGCAUCUUCUGGGGUUUGUGCUGUGGCUUUGUUUUUUGUAUGUUGGGCAUUUUUUAUGUAAAUUUGGGUUCACGCCCAGCUCUCUGGAUUUUAAUGACUUCAGCUGUUCUUAGUUAUCUACCUUUUUAAUCUUUUGUUGAAUCUUUCCCCUUUUGAGGGAUGCUGUUGGUAUUCCACACCUGUCCUUGGAGAUUUAAGUCAACACCAGAUUUCAUUGUCUCAUAAGGAAGAGGGGACUGCAGGACUAAGCUCAGAUAAUAUGGGAGACUCCUCCCAACCCCCUUGAAACUUGAAUACACAAAACAUAU
Alligator sinensis (Chinese alligator) is the source of this 1542-nucleotide messenger RNA. RefSeq names its product chromosome unknown C6orf106 homolog (gene ILRUN). Bases 85 to 738 code for a protein of 217 amino acids. Gene Ontology annotation, biological process: macroautophagy. Gene Ontology annotation, molecular function: ubiquitin binding. The record is from RefSeq and is a predicted model, not a curated record. Lineage: Eukaryota; Metazoa; Chordata; Crocodylia; Alligatoridae. The transcript has 5 exons. Gene Ontology annotation, cellular component: phagophore assembly site.